GAUACCUUAUGAGCUGACACAACAACCCUAAAAAUGGAGGAUCAGGUCGAUAAACUCGUUGAAAAGACAUGGGGUAAAGUUUCUUCUGCAACCGCGUGAAUUUCAGGAAAGGGGUCUAAAAAUAACCACAGCUAGAUACCAAGCUACCCCGCCCUCCAAACGUCUUCUCAUAGCAAUCUCUGGGAUUCCAGGCUCUGGUACAUAACCAACUCCCUGUCUGUUUUCAUUUUAUCCUACCCUUUCUUCUAACGCCCACCAAAGGUAAAACUACGCUGGCGACAGCUGUAGCUGCACGAAUUAACUCUCGAAAUGCGGCACUCUUUGGAAAGACAACCAUGCCACCGCCAGCCGCAUUUAUCCCGAUGGAUGGAUACCACUUCUCCAGAAAGGAGCUAGAUGCUAUGCCUGAUCCCAAACUAGCCCACGAUAGACGAGGAGCGGCUUUUACUUUUGAUGGAAGAGCUUGUAGGUGUUUUGUGUCACAUGAUUUCUUUAUCUUAUACUGUAUCGAUGAACUGGAGCAAUUUCUCUCUCACCUACACAUAAAAUCCUCGAACGUUCCCGGGGAAGUUUUCAGAUUCUAACACUCUCCAAGUCUUAAGUCUAGUAAAAACUAUUUGUGAACCACUAGAACCAUCUACCCGAACUCUCUACGCUCCAUCCUUUUCCCACGCACUCAAGGAUCCAGUCUAUGAUGACAUACCCAUUCCACCAACAGCAAGAGUAAUUAUAUUCGAGGGCAAUUAUCUUUCUUUAAAUACGCCCCCCUGGUCUGAUGCUGCAAAAUUAAUGGAUGAACUUUGGUAUGCUGAAGCCUGGUGGAAUCUCGGUUCUCCCUCAAUGCCUUCGCAUCGCAUUAAAUCUAAGAAAAGACCUCUGACAAUCACUUAGGUUUGUGGAUGUACCCUUCGAAACUGCUGGUCAACGACUAGUACCACGCCACGUCAAAGCUGGCAUUGUCGCAAAUGAAGAACUGGCAUGGAAAAGGGUACGAGAAAAUGACCUCGUCAAUGGACAAGAGAUUGUGGAUGGGAGAUUGGAAGUGCAUGAAAUGAUUCAAAGCAAAGAGGAUUUGGAAUGGAAACCGGUGGAUUAGAAGUGAUGAAGAUGUCAAUUGGGAUGUCGAGUUCUGCAGCGAACCUCUGAGUACUUUAUACUCUAGCUUUCACUCGGGGCACCCCUUAUUGCAACUAAUG
Messenger RNA from Hymenoscyphus albidus, 1196 nucleotides. Lineage: Eukaryota; Fungi; Ascomycota; Leotiomycetes; Helotiales; Helotiaceae. The record is from the annotation of a GenBank genome assembly.